AUGACAAGCAAAGCUGCUUCUCUCGAUCGAGCCCGUCGCAGGGCAUACCACGAUGGCAUUGCAUCCGUCGACGGGUGUGCCAUUGCCAUCGGCUCCUUUUUUGCAACCGACCAUUUUGUGGUGGAUGAUCCACCCGUCGUCGCCGCAGACUAUCCCAGUGUGGGCGUCGGAGUCCGUAUCGCUGUCGCUGCUGUCGCCGCCGGUGCCCCCCCAACCGCGACCGAGACCACUAAGAUUGAUGCUGGCCCUCCGACUGAGCUGGGUAGGGAAAUCUUGACAAAGACAAAGGCGUUAGCUUUACCGCCCUCAAGACUAUUCGGGGUGAAGGGAGCCCGUAGACCAAUGGCCCUACUUACUGAUCACAGCUGUAUUAGCUACCACCGAGGAGGCGAGGAGAACGAGGGCCACGUUGAACUUCAUGAUUGA
Penicillium alfredii is the source of this 426-nucleotide messenger RNA. RefSeq lists its product as uncharacterized. The record is from RefSeq and is a predicted model, not a curated record. The transcript is spliced from 2 exons. Lineage: Eukaryota; Fungi; Ascomycota; Eurotiomycetes; Eurotiales; Aspergillaceae. The coding region runs from base 1 to 426 and encodes 141 amino acids.